Messenger RNA from Talaromyces rugulosus, 3147 nucleotides. RefSeq lists its product as uncharacterized. Bases 1 to 3147 code for a protein of 1048 amino acids. Gene Ontology annotation, molecular function: calcium-dependent phospholipid binding; calcium ion binding. NCBI's taxonomy places the organism in Eukaryota, Fungi, Ascomycota, Eurotiomycetes, Eurotiales, Trichocomaceae. The record is from RefSeq and is a predicted model, not a curated record. The transcript is spliced from 4 exons.
AUGUCGUCUCUGCUCGUCGCUGACCCGCGCUCGCGAGGCCGCUCCAAGUCGCCCAGUGGACGGCGAGAGCGCUCCAGAUCGCGCGAUAUCCGCGCGCCCUCGCCCGCAGUCGAGUCCAAGAAGAAAUACUACGUCGAUGACGAUGAUGACGACGAGUCGGCCGAGGAGAAGAGGCGCGAAAGGCGUCGCGAGGCAAAGUACUCGUCUGGAAGCCGCACCAGCGGUCGUUCCGACUAUAAAGAAUCGUCCAGCGCGACGAAACACGGCAAGAAAUACGAUGUCGCCGAUGACUCGUCGGACGAGGACAAGUAUCGCGCCAAGGAGCGCGCCAAAGAUCGCUAUUACCAUUCUGACUCAGAGGAUGAUGAUGACGACGAUGAUGAAGAUCGGAAAAAACGGUAUUAUGAAAAGUCGGCCAGUCGGUCAACCAAAUACAAGGAUGAAGAAGAGAAAAAGUAUCGUGGAUCCGCUGGCGCCAGCCGUGGUCGCUAUGGCAGCGCCUCGGACGAGACUGAGAGCGACUCUGAUCUGAGUGCGCUCGCGUAUGGCGACUCGACUACUAGUUCUCAUCGUCGCCAGCACUCGUCGCAGGACCCCCGGUCGUCUCGCGAGUCGGUGUCGAAGUCGUCUCAGCGACCGAGCUCGACUUAUCGUCUCGAUGACGACCGUAGCAGACCAGGAGCUCAUCCGAGCUAUGCCAAACCAGACCAGUAUUCGUAUCCGCAGCCAGGAGUGGCCAACCACUACUCGGAUCCAAGACAUGCUGCUCCGCAUGCCCCAGUGCCUCCAGUCUUGCCUCCCGACUGGGCUCCCAUUCCCGCAAGCGAGAUGCCUGGAUACCUGCCUCCCAGCACCCAUCCGGGGAGCACGCAGGCAAUUCCAGGCGCAUUUCCUGGGGGGUAUCCGGCCGCUGUGCCGCAUGCACCGAGCCCAUACUCGCAAGCGCCGGCCUAUACCUCGACAACGUCGUAUGCAAACCCGACGCAGUUCCAGUACGCAAACCCGGAUCACACUAUCAAGUACGCCACCAAAAAUGAACGGCCCGCGUACACGCAAAGCACCGAAUCCCAGUUUGGGAAACAGCAGCCGUAUCUCGCCAGUGCCGAGCCCCAGUUCUUGGAGAUCGCCCCAGGACGGUCUCGUGCCGAGAGCGUCAGUCGCCAGGGCCGUCCUCACAGCCUGUCUGUGUCCAGCAAUCUUUCUGUAGGAGGAGGCAUGAGCGCUGCCAGUGGCCGUCCCCCGGCGAGUCCGCUGCUAGAAGCUUACAAGGGAACCUACCAGUCUAUUUCGCCCAUGCCCUCUCCCAUGGUGAACCCGGUAGGCCUGGCUCACGACGACGAUAUUUCCGAUCUUGAGGGUCUGGGCGGAGGCUCAGGCUCAGACCGCCGCCGUAGCGUCAAACACAAACACACCAAGUCCCGGGACGAGCGCGAUAAGAGGGAAAAAGGCAGAGAAAAGGAGCUUAUCGAAAAGGAGCGCAAGAAACAUACCAGACACUCCAGCCGCGGUGGCAACGAGGAAGUCAUCCUGAUCGCCCCGUCCAGUCGCAAAAAGGUCAUGUUCUACGACCCCGUGCCGGAUGCUAUAGCGUUGAAAGAGUCGCUCUCGCAUCGCAACACCCUAGACACGCGACCCUUGCUCGAGAUCCUGCCGAGUCUGACAAGUGACGAAAUCCUCGCGCUGCGACAGGAAUACAAGAGCCACGCCAAGGUGCAAGGCAAGGGCAUCAACAUUGCCAAGCAUAUCAAGAUGCGACUCGGCAGCACCUCCUUUGGAAAAGUGUGCUACGCGACGGCGCUGGGCCGCUGGGAGUCCGAGGCAUACUGGGCCAACUGCUACUACCAAGCAGGCACGUCGCGACGUGAGCUGCUGAUCGAGUCGCUCAUCGGCCGCAGCAACUCGGACAUUCGCGAGAUCAAAAACUGUUUCCGCGACGCGCGGUACUCGGACGAUUUGGAAAAGUGCAUGAAAUCCGAACUCAAGGCCGACAAAUUCCGCACGGCUAUCUUGCUCUCGCUGUCGGAACGCCGUCAACCCGAAUCGCAGCAGACUGAUUUGCAUUUGGUGCAGCGAGACCUGUCGGACCUGCAUCGCGCGCUGGUGUCGCGAGAAGGUGGCGAGACGGCGAUGAUCAAUAUCAUCUUGCUGCGCAGCGACAGCCACUUGCGCGAGAUUAUGCGCGUGUAUGACGGGCAGUUUAAGCGCAAUUUUGCCAAAGAGGUUAUCAAAAAGUCGCCCAAUUUGGUGGGCGAAACCCUCGUACACGUGCUCAACGGUGCCAUCAACCGGCCCAUGCGCGACGCCCUGCUCCUUCACCAGGCCAUCCACGAGUCGCGCCCUGGCAAAGAGCGCUCAGAGCUGCUCAUCUCGCGACUGGUGCGACUGCACUGGGAGCCACGACAUCUGGAGCUGGUCAAGGAGGAGUACCGGCACCGAUACAGGGAGAUUGUCGAGGAGGCGAUAGCCAAGGAGAUCAUGGAAUCUGGGGGUAAAGGGGACAUGGGCGAGUUUUGUAUUGAGCUGGUGCGGAGCUCGACCAAGUUGAACGCAGUCAACUACAAGUUCCCCUCUCCCCUCGCGGGGUACGAGAAUCUCCAGCCGCUGACUGAAGAACGAGACACUGACGGAAAAUCCCUGCUCAACCCCAAAACCGACCGCAAAUCCUCCGCGUACACAGAAUUCCCCGCGCCGCUCGACAACGGGCUCCGCGGCGGGUUCGACGUGCAUAUUUACUACAUGCCCAACAACGCCACACAAACGACUUUUGCGCGUGAGCUGCACGAGCGUAUUCGUCGGGAGUGUACUUUCCCCCCUCUGUCCCAUAAAAGAAAGAAAGAAAAAGCUAUCAUACUAACGAAAAGAGAAAAAGUCCCCGAGCUGCGUAUCUACCGCUUCUGGGACCGCCCCGUUGGCCCGCACCCCAUCGCCAUGUUCGAAGUGAACCUGUUGACUCCCACCGAGUUUGGCGCGUUUGUUCCCUGGCUUGUGAUUAAUCGUGGUCCGCUGAGUGCGUUGGUGCAUCCGAAUACGGUGAAUAAAGGGGAGGAGGCGAGAAAUCAUUCGCAGCGCGCGACGUGGCUGGGGGAGCGGGUUCCGCUGGAUUUGGAGAUGUUGCAGACAUUAGAUGUGAAGGAUUUGAAGGAGUGA